AUGUCCGGCGGCGUACGAUCUUCCCCUGGUCCCUCCCACCACCAUCCGCCGCCGCCGCCACCGCAGCAUCCGGCGGCAUCUGUGCCCGUGGUACCACCAAUAGGUCGACACUUAGCUUUCGCGUCAACGAAACCUCCGUUCCAUCCCUCGGAUAAUAACUACCAUCGAUUCACCCCUUCGUACCUCGUUAAUGGAUGUGGAGGAGUCGUAGAUCGGGAAGAGGACUCCGUCCUUCUUAGAUCUCCUUCACGGAAGAGAAAGAGGACAAUGGAUGUGGUGUCUACUAGUACUAGUACUUGUAAUAGUAGUGGAUUCACAAGUUCUGGUUUCACUAGCAUACCCAACAGUCCCUGUAAAACUCCUGUUUCUGCGAAAGGAGGCAGAGUCAACAUUAAGUCUAAGGCUAAAGGAAACCAGUCCAUUCCCCAAACACCCAUCUCAGAUAUUGGUUCUCCUCCCACACUAACUCCUUCUGGAAGUUGCCGUUAUGACAGUUCUUUAGGUCUCCUUACGAAAAAGUUUGUCAAUCUAAUCAAACAAGCCAAAGAUGGGAUGGUGGACCUAAACAAAGCUGCAGAGACAUUGGAGGUGCAGAAACGACGUAUAUAUGAUAUUACAAACGUUUUGGAGGGGAUUGAUCUCAUUGAAAAGCCUUUGAAGAACCGGAUUCUUUGGAAGGGAGUUGAUGCUUCGAGGCCUGGCGAUGUGGAUGCUGAUGUAUCUGUCGUACAGGCAGAAAUUGAAAACCUUUCCCUCAAGGAGCAGGCGCUAGAUAACCAAAUCAGAGAAACGGAGGAAAGAUUAAGAAAUCUGAGCGAAAAUGAAAAGAAUCAGAAAUGGCUUUUUGUAACCGAAGAGGACAUCAAGAGUUUACCAGGCUUCCAGAACCAGACACUGAUAGCCGUCAAAGCUCCUCAUGGUACAACUUUGGAGGUCCCUGAUCCAGAUGAGUCGGUUGGCCACCCUCAAAGGAGAUACAGGAUCAUUCUUAGAAGUACAAUGGGACCUAUUGACGUAUACCUUGUUAGUGAAUUUGAGGAGAAAUUUGAAGACACAAAUGGGCCUGCUGCACCACCACCACGCUUGCCUAUUGCUUCUUGCUCGGGAUCUACAGAAAACCAUGACACAGAAGCCUUAACUGUUGAUAACACAGGAACUGCCAUUGAGCAUCAGUUGUCUCAAGAACAUUCAUAUGCUCAACCCGGCGAGACCUCUGAUCUUAAUUACUUGGAGGACCAGGUAGGAGGAAUGCUUAAGAUUACUCCCUCUGACGUCGAAAAUGAUGAUACGGACUACUGGCUUCUCUCCAAUGCGGAAAUUAGCAUGACAGAUAUUUGGAAAACAGACUCUGGUAUCGAUUGGGAUUAUGGAUUAGCUGAUGUGAGUACUCCACCACCGCUAAUGGGUGACAUAUCCCCAACCGCUACUAUUGACUCAACCCGCAGAUGAUGCAAAAAGAUCAAACAAGCAUCUCAUCCCAAAUGAUUUUAUCUCACAACAACUCUUGGCGCCCAAAUCAAAUCUAAGGAGGGACCAAUUACAGAAACGUGUAUGACAGGUGCGUACCAUAAGUAGUACCAUUAAAUUAUGAUCUCAUUUAUCGCUGGAGUGGUGUAACGAGUGACAAUGUAGAGGAGUACUGGUUAAUAUAAGUUAAAGAGAGAGAUAUACUUCAUCGGCUUCAGUGAUACACUAGUUGAUUAUAAUUUUU
This is a messenger RNA of Eruca vesicaria subsp. sativa (arugula), 1711 nucleotides long. The record is from the annotation of a GenBank genome assembly. NCBI's taxonomy places the organism in Eukaryota, Viridiplantae, Streptophyta, Magnoliopsida, Brassicales, Brassicaceae.